Elgaria multicarinata webbii is the source of this 1892-nucleotide messenger RNA. RefSeq names its product glutaminyl-tRNA amidotransferase subunit QRSL1 (gene QRSL1). Gene Ontology annotation, biological process: mitochondrial translation; glutaminyl-tRNAGln biosynthesis via transamidation. Bases 92 to 1684 code for a protein of 530 amino acids. The record is from RefSeq and is a predicted model, not a curated record. Gene Ontology annotation, molecular function: glutaminyl-tRNA synthase (glutamine-hydrolyzing) activity. Lineage: Eukaryota; Metazoa; Chordata; Lepidosauria; Squamata; Anguidae. Gene Ontology annotation, cellular component: glutamyl-tRNA(Gln) amidotransferase complex; mitochondrion. The transcript is spliced from 11 exons.
AAGAUGGCGGCGCCCAUAAGUUUGUCCGUACGGUACCGCUAACAGGGACUAGUACUACGGAAGAAGUUCCGCGGCUUUGAGAAUCUUCCCCAUGGGCUCUGCAGGAAAGAUGCUGCGCGCUUCACUCCGAGAGGUUUCAGCAGCACUAAAGGAAGGCCAAGUGACCCCAACAGAGCUUUGUCAGAAGUGUAUCUCCUUAAUAAAAGCAACCAGAUUUCUUAAUGCUUAUAUCACGGUAACAGAAGACACAGCAUUAAAGCAGGCUUCGGCUUCAGAGAAAAGAUACAGACAAGGUCAGACACUGGGGGAUUUAGAUGGCAUCCCAAUUGCUGUUAAAGACAACUUCAGCUCAGCUGGUAUUGAGACAACAUGUGCCUCCAACAUGCUAAAAGGUUAUAUCCCACCUUACAAUGCAACAGUAGUUCAGAAGUUGCUGGAUCAAGGAGCUGUGCUUCUUGGAAAAACAAACCUCGAUGAAUUUGCUAUGGGCUCUGGAACUACGGAUGGUGCAUUUGGACCGGUUAGAAACCCCUGGAGUUACUCUCGGCAGUACAGAGAAAAGUGUGCGCAAAACUCCAGUGCUCGAAAUGAAGACACCAGCUGGUUGAUAACUGGAGGGAGCUCUGGAGGCAGUGCGGCUGCAGUAUCGUCUUUCACAUGCUUUGCGGCACUGGGAUCUGAUACAGGAGGAUCCACCAGAAAUCCAGCCUCUCACUGUGGAGUUGUUGGUUUGAAACCAACCUAUGGCCUGGUUUCCCGUCACGGUCUCAUUCCACUUGUCAACUCUAUGGACGUGCCCGGCAUUUUAACCAGAUGUGUUGAUGAUGCAGCCACUGUGUUGGGUGUCCUCGGAGGGCAUGAUCCAAAAGACUCAACCACACUCCAGGACCCCUUUCAUCCAUUUCAGCUCCCUAGUUCAAUAGAUGUGAAGAAUCUUUGCAUAGGAAUACCAAAAGAAUACAAUGCACCAGGAUUGUCUAAUGAAACUCUGGCAGUGUGGUCUAAGGCAGCUGACCUCUUUGAGAAAGCUGGUGCCAAAGUGAUUGAUGUGAGCCUGCCCCACACCUAUUACUCCAUUGUCUGCUACCAUGUGCUGUGUGCAGCAGAAGUAGCCUCCAACAUGGCCAGAUUCGAUGGUCUGCAGUACGGACACCGCAGCAGUGCUGACAAGUCCACUGAAGCCUUGUAUGCAGCAACACGCCGGGAAGGCUUUAACGAUGUUGUAAGGGGAAGAAUUCUAUCAGGAAACUACUUCUUGCUAAAACAGAACUAUGAGAAUUAUUUUGUCAAAGCCCAGAAAGUAAGAAGACUCAUUGCCACUGAUUUUGCAAAAGUCUUCAGUUCUGGUGUCGAUAUUUUGCUCACUCCAACCACUCUGAGCCAUCCUGUGCCAUAUGUAGAGUUCAUCAAGGAAGACAACAGAACCCGCAGCGUGCAGGAUGACAUUUUCACUCAGGCUGUGAACAUGGCUGGGCUGCCAGCUAUAAGUGUCCCUUCUGCACUCUCAGAGAAAGGCUUACCAAUUGGGCUGCAGUUUAUUGGCCGUGCUUUUCAUGAGGCACAGCUUCUCACAGUAGCCAAGUGGUUUGAAAAGCAAGCACAGUUCCCUGUCACACAACUAGAAGGGAUAAUGGAGCACCUUGACACUGUCUCUCACCAAGAAAAGUCAGCAUUUUUUUCAUGAAGUGGGACUGGAAGGUUUAUUAGCUAUACAAUGAAAAGGAUUGUGGGAAAGCCCAGAGCUCUGUGUUUUGAAGCUCUGAACAUAAUUUCUGCAUGGAUGAUAUUCGUCUGAUUCAAGAAGCAAGCAUGUUAAAAUGGAAUACAAGCUCAAACCAUCUGAAGUGUUUUUUUUAAAAUGCAAUUAAAUUGUCAUGAGGUUUGGAACUAUA